This is a messenger RNA of Acanthopagrus latus (yellowfin seabream), 1095 nucleotides long. It is a transcript of the gene cwc15, whose product is annotated as CWC15 spliceosome associated protein homolog. Gene Ontology annotation, molecular function: RNA binding. The transcript is spliced from 7 exons. Gene Ontology annotation, biological process: mRNA cis splicing, via spliceosome. NCBI's taxonomy places the organism in Eukaryota, Metazoa, Chordata, Actinopteri, Spariformes, Sparidae. The record is from RefSeq and is a predicted model, not a curated record. Gene Ontology annotation, cellular component: catalytic step 2 spliceosome. Bases 119 to 841 code for a protein of 240 amino acids.
AUUUCCGAGUGUUCUUGAAAGCAUCUUCUCCACGGGCAGGUUUCUAGGGGAAGUGACGUCACACCCUGUGUCGGGGCUUCUUUUUGUCGUGUGGUAGCAGCGCCCAGAGCCAUCAAAGAUGACUACAGCUGCAAGGCCAACAUUUGAGCCAGCGAGAGGAGGGAGGGGUAAAGGGGAAGGUGAUUUGAGUGCCCUGUCCAAGCAAUACUCCAGUCGAGAUCUUCCGGGUCACACCAAGAUCAAGUACAGGCAACCUACCCAGGAUGCCCCUGAGGAGGUGCGUGCCCGUGACUUCCGCAGAGAGCUGGAGGAGAGGGAGCGUGUAGCUGUACGUGAAAAGACCAGAGAGAGGGGUCCAAGAGAGCACACCACAUCAUCAUCAUCUUCGUCAUCCUCUUCAAAGAGGCCCCGACUGGAUCAGAUCCCAGCAGCCAACCUGGACGCCGAUGACCCUCUCACUGAUGAUGAUGAGGACGAGGACUCUGAGGAGGACAGCGAUGACGACGACACUGCAGCUCUUAUGGCAGAACUGGAGAAGAUCAGGAAGGAGCGGGCUGAAGAGCAAGAACGCAAAGAGCGAGAGCAAAAGGCAGAGGAGGAGAGGAUUCGCAUGGAGAAUAUCUUGAGUGGCAAUCCGUUGAUUAAUUUGGCAGGACAACAGCAGCAACAACAAAUGAACCCAACUCAGAACACAUUCCGGGUGAAGAGAAGGUGGGAUGAUGAUGUUGUGUUCAAGAACUGCGCCAAAGGAGUGGACGAAGCACGUAAGGAGAAGCGUUUUGUCAAUGACACACUGCGCUCGGAGUUCCACAAGAAAUUUAUGGAGAAAUAUGUGAAGUAAAGGACAUGGAGUGGCUUCAGUUAUUGCUUGUUCUUUUUUCUUUUUUCUUCUCAUUUCUGUGGUCUCAGCUGUCUGUCUCAAGAAUCAUAGAUGGUAUUCAGUUACAUUCUGUGUUCAAAUGAAUUAGUAUUUGUACAGUACAGAAACCACAAAAUGUUGUAUAUAAAUGAGUUGGUGAGCUUCAUCUUUGUCUUUCUGUAGGAUUUUUUUUUUUUAAAUUUCAUUUCAAUAAACAAAGACUUGUUUAAAAUGGC